Molecule: messenger RNA, 1728 nt
Organism: Stylophora pistillata
Lineage: Eukaryota; Metazoa; Cnidaria; Anthozoa; Scleractinia; Pocilloporidae
Product: serine/threonine-protein kinase TNNI3K
Biological process (GO): necroptotic signaling pathway; protein phosphorylation
Molecular function (GO): ATP binding; protein kinase activity
Source: RefSeq, a predicted model, not a curated record
UCACUUAACGCAACGAAAAACUUGGACAUUACAUCUCAUUCCCACCAUCUCGACCCGAGCGCCGAGCUUACGUUUUUGCAAUACGUCAUAAACUCACACACAAUCUCCACUCACUUGGACCCAGUGUUCACUCACUCAAUACGCAACGCCUUACACAAACUGAAAAAGAAGUAACACAGAACAUAAAUUUUCAGUUCGAAACAGGCACUCACGGAUCUCUUAUGUUUGAUUCACCUCUAAUUUUUUCUGGCAACAACCAGUCACUGACAUUAUGACGCGAACACCUUGUGAAUGAAGAAAAAAAAGGAUGAAAACCGAAAAAGGGAAGACUUGAAGACUGUGCGUAACUCCGUCGCAGACGAAAACGAGAAAAAUGUUCAAAAACAGGAAGAACUAAGGAAACGGAAAGGAACAAAAUAACCGGAAGGAAAACAAACAAGAUCUCUAUUGCAACAGAAAGAGAACUUAUUUACAGCUAAAGUCUCAUCAUAAAGACGAUUCACUUUAAUAAUCGGCAGUUGAAAAGAGUUUAAAAUGGGACAACGACUAACAAACUUUUUCACGCAAGGAAGACAGAGAAAUGCACGGGAGCAAACCAUUACAGAGCUGAGAGAAGAGCUGAGAGCACAGAUUACUUAUCGGCAGAAUCAGGAGCAAACCAUUACAGAGCUGAGAGGAGAGCUGAGAGCACAGAUUACUUAUCGGCAGAAUCAGGAGCAAACCAUUACAGAGCUGAGAGGAGAGCUAAGAGCGAAGGAACAACAUUUAACUUAUCUGCAGAGGCAGUUCAAUACACGUGACUGGGUGAUAAGUCGAAAUGAAAUUUACAUGGAGGCAAACGAAGUGCUUGGGGAGGGAGCAUGGGGGAGAGUUGUUCGAGGGAAAUUUCGCCGUUGCGUUGUAGCAGUAAAAAAAAUACACGAGCUUCUAUCUCCUCAAGCCAAGGCUCUUUUUGAACAAGAAAUCAGCAUUGCAUCAAGGUGCCGUCACCCUUGCUUGUUACAGUUUAUCGGAGCCACCGAUGAUGACAGACCAUUGUUAGUAAUGGAAUUAAUGGAUCGCAGUUUGAGGUCAUUGUAUGAGGAACGACAUCUUACUGAAAGAGAAAUUUCAUUUAUUUCUCUGGAUGUAGCUCUUGCUCUGAACUACCUUCACCAAUACAAACCCGAUCCCAUUAUUCACCGAGACAUCAGUAGUGCCAAUGUACUGCUCUGGAAAGAACGCGACCAGUGGAGGGCUAAAGUGUCAGACUACGGCACUGCCAAUUUUGUGCGCCUGAGCACAAAUGAUGGACCAGGAGCUUUAAUUUACUGCGCCCCAGAGGUACGCGGAACAGUGGAGGACCGAGUUAUCAGCUGUAAGAUUGAUGUCUAUAGUUUUGGAGUUCUUCUUUGUGAAAUAAGUACUGGGCAAUUACCAGACCCUGAAAGGCGUCAACAGCAAGUCGAUCUGGUGAACAACUUUAACUAUCAAGCUGUCAUUCAAAGAUGCCUGGAGCCAGAUGCUGGAAUGAGAGCAAAUAUGGAACAGAUCAUUGAUGAACUGGAAACCUUUAGAUUGUUGGAAAAUUUUUGAAUGCCUAUUGACACAAGUCGUGACUAGCACUUUGAGAUUUGAGUAGCGUUAGCUGUCAAUUAGUUUACGAAAUUUCUGUAAUACUUGAAGCGGUCAGUGUAAAACGCAGACUACGGACUGCAGACCAGGGAUAAAAUGCAGACUGAGGGUAAA